Ailuropoda melanoleuca (giant panda) is the source of this 858-nucleotide messenger RNA. RefSeq names its product transport and Golgi organization protein 1 homolog. NCBI's taxonomy places the organism in Eukaryota, Metazoa, Chordata, Mammalia, Carnivora, Ursidae. Bases 291 to 749 code for a protein of 152 amino acids. The record is from RefSeq and is a predicted model, not a curated record. The transcript has 8 exons. Gene Ontology annotation, cellular component: endoplasmic reticulum membrane; endoplasmic reticulum exit site. Gene Ontology annotation, biological process: endoplasmic reticulum to Golgi vesicle-mediated transport; vesicle cargo loading; protein secretion.
UUCUGUAUUUCUUGAAUGUCUUUUCUCACAUCUGUCUUCAAGGCCCAAGAUGCAUUGGAGGAUCAAGAGCAGGGAGCCUUGGAGUCCGAAAAACAUGUACUGAAGGAAAGGACAAAGUUCCUGGAACAGAGGUGUAAUGCCCUGAGUUCUUUGAAAGCAGCUAAGGAAGUGGAAUUGAAGCUGCUAAGGAAGAAAGUGGAUAUCAUGGUGGAUUUCUCUGAACGAAGAACAGCGCUGCCGAAAAGAAGCUGGAAAAGACACUUUAUGAACUGGAGGCAACAAAGAAUCAGAUGGCAGAUGCUGAGGAAAAUCUGAAAGUAAUCAAAGAAGAAACAGACAAGUACAAACAACAGAUCGGAGAGAUGCAAGACCAGCUACAGGAGGCAGAACUCACCUUCAAACACAAGAUUGCAGUUUAUGAAAAGAAUGCUGCAAAGAACUGGAUGAAGGCUCGGGUUUGGGAGCAGAAGAUACAGCAGCAGAUCAGGGAGAACGCCUACAUGAUACACAGACUGCACAUGAUGAAAGGAGAGAUGCUGCCUGAGGGAUGCAUGACGCAGGAAGCGAUGCGGGGAAGACCCGAGAUGUGGAGCCCUCCAUGGAGAGAUGCCCCCAGGCAGCAAGGCACUUGUCCCUGUGUCAGGUGGAGCUCACACCCCUCCCCUGACUGCAGACCUGCCCCUUCACCACCCCCUACUGAAGAGAUGAGCCUGGAGGAGUCAUGGGCCGCAACUUCCUUGCCACCUUGACUCAGUGGUGAAGACCUUUUUGUUUUUUAAAAAUUUUAUUUAAUCAUUUGGGAGAGAGAGAGAAUGAGUAGGGGAGGAGAGACAGAGAGAGAUGCAGACUCACCACUGA